Messenger RNA from Lytechinus pictus (painted urchin), 3549 nucleotides. RefSeq lists its product as uncharacterized. The transcript has 5 exons. Lineage: Eukaryota; Metazoa; Echinodermata; Echinoidea; Temnopleuroida; Toxopneustidae. The record is from RefSeq and is a predicted model, not a curated record. Gene Ontology annotation, molecular function: flavin adenine dinucleotide binding; N,N-dimethylaniline monooxygenase activity; NADP binding. The coding region runs from base 186 to 1478 and encodes 430 amino acids.
GGCGGAUGCUGGAUCCGCCCCCCUGCGAAAGGUAUAUCGAAACCGCUCGUGCGUGUUGUGUUCAUCGUUAUCAAUAUUGAGGACAAAGUCAAAUCCUUAACUCUCAAAUCCAUAAUCAUUUCAUAACUGUAAAUCAACUGGGAUAAUAAAAUACUUUGUAGAAUGCCGAGUAUGCCCUAUCUCAGAUGAGUGAACGUCGCAUCGCUGUGAUUGGAGCCGGGGCAGCUGGGCUUUGUGCAGCACGCCAUCUAACGACAAAACCUGCUCAGUUUGAUGUGGUUGUCUUUGAGAAGUCGGAUCGUGUAGGAGGUACUUGGGUCUACACCGAGAGUGUUGGCUUAGAUGAACAUGGAUUACCUAUUCAUUCAAGCAUGUACAAGUCACUCAAAACAAAUCUACCGAAGGAGAUCAUGGCCUUUCCCGAUUUCCCUUUCGAUGAGAGACUACCAUCGUUCAUAAAGCACACAGAUGUCUUAGAUUACUUACAACAGUACUCAGACCAUUUUCAACUGGACAACUUCAUACAGUUUUCUACUGUAGUUGAGAUGGUGAGACCGAUAAAGUCUUCUGAUGAUUCGAUAACAUGGGAGAUAACUGUCUCAAACCUUCGAACCAGGCACCGGACUACGUCAAUCUUUCAUCAAAUCAUGGUUUGCAAUGGCCAUUAUGCCAUACCGAACAUUCCCGAUCUUCCAGGCAGAGAUAAGUUCAAAGGUUAUCAACUUCACAGUCACAACUACCGUCACCCUGAUGUCUUCAAGGAUCAGAAGGUAGUGGUCUUAGGAGCUGCAUCAUCUGGUCUCGAUAUCAUUCUUGAUAUUGCCCCUCAUGCAAAGCAUGUCUACCUGAGUCACUGGAAGGAUCGUGUGGUAGCCCCUCUUCCUGAUAACACAGAGCAGGCCAAGGAAGUUGUCUCUCUCACCCAGGAAGAUGUGGUUUUUGCAGAUGGAGAAAAGUGCAAACCUGAUGCCAUUAUCUACUGCACGGGCUACAACUACGACUUCAGUUUCCUCACUCCAGAAUGUCAGCUGACGGUAGAUGACAGACGAAUCAUGCCUCUCUACAAGCACAUCAUACACACCAGUUUCCCAUCUCUUGCUUUCAUUGGCAUUACACAGAAGGUCCUGCCAUUCCCUCACUUUACCGCGCAGGUCAAGUUCGUCCUGGCAAGCUGGAUAGGGACUUAUCAACUACCGGACCAAACCGAGAUGGACGUUUCUACCGAAGAGGACUUCCGGUGGAGAACCACCACCUUGAAGAUGCCACAUAGGUACGCUCAUUUCAUGGGAUCUAUCAUGAGAGAGUAUCAUCAAGAUCUUCUAGAGAUGGCUAAAGAACACCAGUUCAAACCCGUCCUCAUGGAUCUCUAUGAGGAGAUGUACAGGAUAAGAAGAAUCAAUCUCAUGCAUUACAAGAAAUUAGGUUUUAAGGUUUUGAACGAUGAAAACUUUCAACUACUUGAGGUUGACACUCAAUAACCUGACAUUAUACGUUGAGGUUGAACCCUGUGGACUUGGUCUAUAGGGUCUAACGUGGAGACUGUGUAUUAUAAUGAAAUCAAAUCGCGACCAUCGGAUUGAGUCCAUUUCCUUGCUGUCGCUAUAUUAAUAAAGAAAUGAAAUUUAAACAAGUAUAUUCAAAUUCAAAUUCAUUUUUUAUGUUUAGUGACUGAUGAAUACUUCAUACAUUUUUUGUAUAAAGUCAAACAAAAUAAUUUUAGAAUGAAACAGUAUUUUGUGUACGGAAAUCGGUGUGAUAAAUCCCAUAAAACAGAGGCUUGAGACAGGACACUGAAUCUAAAUAGCAUUCAUAAAAUAAAACAGGAAGAAAUUUGGAUAUAUUAAUGGCGUUGGUCGAGUUUGAAACAUAAUUAUAUUUUUAAAAUACUAAAUAACUCUAAAAAAACUUGGGUAAAAGUGUUUCAUGAGGGCUGUGUCCAACCAACAUUGGGCAUUUUUAUUUAUCCAGUGUGAUGAAAAUUUUGCCCAUUCUAAAGUAAUUGCUGCUUAUUUUGGUAACCUUACUGGACAAUAUGCUUUCCGCAUUGGGUAAAAUACUGCCCCAAAUUGGUUGGACACAUAAUUACCCUCGUGGUGGUAAAAAAUGUACCAUAUUUUUACAGUGUAUGAAGCGUCGUGGGGGUAUACAAUGGAUCUCUCGCUUUUGCGGCUUUUCCCAUCGCGGCUGAGCGUUCGUUGGCAUUACCACUCUCAGCAGAGGUUUAAAAUGGAGACACUAAGUUUGUUUAUUUUAUUUUUAUUUCUGCGUUCACAAUACAUUAGCAAAAAUAUUUACAUUGUUUGAAACAUACAAACUAAUCCAUAAUGUAUACAAUAUAAAAAAUACAUGAUUAGAAAAAAAAAUGGUGUGGGCAUAUACUUCACAUUUUAAUUAUAAUAAAAAAGCAACAUUAACAAAUGAACGCAGGAGACCGCCAUAGUGAGCGGUUAAGCUUGUAAUUGAUGGCGGCCUGAUAAAAAGGGUUCGUGACUAAGAUUGGUAUUUACUGAACAACACUUCAUCCCAAAUGGGUAUAGGAUGCACAAAGUAUGUAUAGCAAUAGAGUCUUGAAGCUCUUGUUGGAAUGCUCCCCAUGGAGUGGAGGAAGCGCAUACAUUGUGUGCAAGCAUAUCAGGAUCCGAUGACUGGGGUAUAUCUGUAAGGUACGACGUAGUUCCCAAUGUAUUGAGCACUAUAUAAAAGCGGAAUAUUUAAUAUUAGAACCCCCGAAUAGAUAACGCAUAUUCUAUCAUAAUAGUGAGCAAACAAACGUUAUAUUUUUUUGUUUCACGUCAAAUGAUAACCCUUUUCAAGGAUUUUUCUAGAAAAAAAACUUUUUAGGAAGUUGAGUAUUAUAUUGCUGAACGUAAAGGACAUCUGCUUCAUUCAAUUUUCGGAAUCGUCAACAGUAUGACAGUAAAAUAUGGGGCAAAAAUCCAUCAGUAUUAUAUGAUAAUCAAGAUGUAUCAUAAGUUAAUCUAGGUUUUAAUUAUACAUUCAAUACACAUCUGAUUCAUGUCCCAUUGAAGUGUGUGUGUGUGUUUGUUUUUUAAGAUGAUCUUUUCGAAGACUGGUGUAUCCAACUAAACACGAAUUAUUCUUCACCAGCGCCAUCUACAAUAUGUAAAAAUGGUGUUGUGAGUUGAGAAAAAUAUGAUUAAAUGGUGUUAUUUAGCUGAAGAAAUAGAUUGUUAUUCAGAAUUAAAGGAAAUUCAGUUGAUGUAUAAAGACAGAAACCAAGUUUGGUUUGUCGUAUUAUUACAAGUCUAUUCCAAUUUACAAGUUUAUUUAUUAAUUCGAUAUCAUAUUUAUCUCGUGAAAUGUAGACACCUGUGUAAUUUGCUCCUGUUAUUGUGUGAAUAGAUUAAAUGAAAUGAAAUACAAAUUGACUCCUACUUUAGGCCCAUACUCUGGAGAAGUGCUUACUCAACUUUGGGCUAUAGCCCCCCCUAAAAAUAAAUCCGUAGGAAAAUGGUGCCCUUUUUAAAAUAGAAAAUGCCCUUUUUUUCAAAAUGAAAUGUGCCCUUUUUCAAAAUAAAAUACCCUAUU